Solea solea (common sole) is the source of this 2290-nucleotide messenger RNA. RefSeq names its product sprouty RTK signaling antagonist 2 (gene spry2). The transcript has 2 exons. The record is from RefSeq and is a predicted model, not a curated record. Gene Ontology annotation, biological process: multicellular organism development; animal organ development; negative regulation of MAP kinase activity. The coding region runs from base 448 to 1431 and encodes 327 amino acids. Gene Ontology annotation, cellular component: cytosol; membrane. NCBI's taxonomy places the organism in Eukaryota, Metazoa, Chordata, Actinopteri, Pleuronectiformes, Soleidae.
GGGGGGGGAGAGAAAAAAAAAACUCAACAACUCCAUGCAGCCUCUGUGAGCUUUGCACAUGAAACGCAGAGAAUCCAAAGUUUCCUGAGCUGGGCUUGAAUCCAUGUUCGUCUCGUCCGUGUUGCAGGGAAAGUGCAGUCAGGCUGAGUUCACGGUGCGGCGGUGUUUCUCUGAACUUUUCCAGCUUUGACGCCUCGUGCUCUUGCGCAAAAGAGAAAAAAAAGAAAAAAAAGCGCGACAGGAUUUAACGUGUUUGCGCUGCGUUUUAGGAGAAAAUGCGCCGCGCUUGGAAACUUUCUCAAUGGAUUUUUACCCGAGUGAACUUCUGCUGUAAGGAAUAAUCUCCCUCUCACACUGGAUUUAUUUCACCUUAAGGGGAGCUAAAGCGACGGAAGCACGGACUUCAGAUGUGUCCCAUGCCAGCGAGAGUGGCCCUUAAGUCCCAGGAUGGAUUCCAGAAGCCAGAGCGACAGCGAUGGGGGAGGAGGACACCGCGGACAGUCGCCGGGCUCACCGCAUGACGAAGGGGGACCGCAGCCGCGGCCUUCGCAAACUCGGGCCGAUUCGCCAGAUCCCGGGCUGAUCAAUGGGCAGCCACCCCAAGCUCCAGCAGUGCUGUCUCUGGAGCAGAUCAGGAUCACUGGGAGUUGUAAUGAGUACACAGAAGGGCCCACGGUCACCCAAAGAUCCCCAGCCUCUCAACAGAAGGACAGCUUGGUGUCGUCUCGUGGCACAAGGACAAGCAGGCAGCAGGAGACUCAAGAGGAGGGCCUUAAUAAUCUCCGCAACCUGCAGUCAUUGAUUCAACAUGGAAACACAAGCACUCCCAUCUCUUCCAGCGAGACCUUGUUGCAUUCGUCCACUGCGGAGGAGACCCAGAGUAUCGUCAGGACCAGCUGGGGGAGCGCCUCUUCGGGCCACAUCAUCAGAACCCAGCCGAAACGCGAGGAGCUGAUUCCAGAGGAGCUGAAACCCCUGAACGACGCGUCCAGAGUGGUGGCGGCCUUAGAAAAUGUCAGUAAAGAGUCAAGCAAGUGUGAGAACUGUGGCCGGUGCCAAUGCUCCGAGUGCACCAGCGCCCGGGUGCUUCCCUCCUGCUGGAUGUGCGGCCGCCGGUGCGUGUGCUCGGCACACAGCGCCGUGGAGUACGGGACGUGCGUCUGCUGCAUCAAGGGCCUCUUCUACCACUGCUCCAGCGACGACGAGGACACGUGUGCCGACAAGCCCUUCUCGUGCUCGCAGUCGCACUGCUGCAUCCGCUGGACCACCGUGUCGCUCCUCUCCCUGCUCUUCCCCUGCCUCCUGUGCUACCUCCCAGCGAAAGGUUGUGUCGCUGUGUGCCAGAGCUGCUAUGACCGAGUCUCGCGACCCGGCUGUCGGUGCAAGAACGCCAAACCAGUCCACUGCGAGGAUGGCGCCAAGCAAACGUAGACGUGGUGCUCGGAAAUUGCAGAAGGACGGAAAGACUCCGUGUCCCUGUAACCCUGCAGUGGAACGGUUUAGUAAUAAAACUAAAGACGCUGUUUCGGGGGAGUUUCUCGUCAUACACGCCCACCAGUUGCACUGCAAUACGAGUGUCACUUGACAGGUAAACCAAAAUAAGCGCUCCACGUGUUCAAAGGCACGAAGACAUCGUACUACUGUUUUGCCCCGAAAUAGAAUUCCCCGACAACACGUAACGGUGUUGGUGCUAAAUGCAUAGCCUCUGUUUUAACACGUAAUAUGACUUAAUAUGCUAAGAACACACUCCCGUUACUAACUGCAUGUAAAGUAGGAAAUGCAAAAGGCGACGUACGUUAGAAAGUGUUGAGAGUUGAGACAGAUGUUUUAUUUUUGUACAUAUAACAAUACUCUGACUGUGAAAAAUGUUCUGCCAUACCAGAGGCACCUUGAUAAAUUCAAUUUGUAUAUGAAUCAGUCACAUUCACUCAUGUUUGUACAUUCACUGGAAUGUAUGUCAAUCAUUUUUAUGUCAUUUACAAAGGAAAGCAAAUCUUAUCCCUUCUGCUUGUAUAUUGUACAGUGAUCUUUUAUCGGGGGAAAAAAAAAUACUAUUUUCUAAUUCCAACAUUGCUUAGUGUAAAGUUAAAAAAAAUAUAUAUUUAUUUGAAGGUUUAUUAUUUUAUAAUAAAAAAUAUUUAUUUUGAGAAAGCAUUGUUAAAGUGUCACCUUGCUCUGUGUUCGCUGCAGAAGGGAAGGGACCUGUAGGAGUGUCCGAGCCGGAUGAAUAAUUUUUAUUGUGAAAUAGACAAAUAUAUUAACGUUUGGAAUUAAACAACAUUGAAGUGUG